Strongylocentrotus purpuratus (purple sea urchin) is the source of this 10995-nucleotide messenger RNA. RefSeq lists its product as uncharacterized. Bases 138 to 4241 code for a protein of 1367 amino acids. The transcript has 6 exons. NCBI's taxonomy places the organism in Eukaryota, Metazoa, Echinodermata, Echinoidea, Camarodonta, Strongylocentrotidae. The record is from RefSeq and is a predicted model, not a curated record.
AACAAUACAUUAGCAUACGAAUAAAGACCCGACAUUGAACGAUAUUACGGGUAGCUCACACCUGCUAAAGAAAGGAGACGAUUUUCCACCAAAAAUGCGCCUCGAAAUGGGAGUAAGAUGAGGCAGAUGAUGAGAGGAUGUCAUCCAGUGAGGAUAAGAACCCUAAGAAGGGCAAACGCUCCUUCAUGCCCAAACUCCCAUCCUUCCGUCGCAAGAAGAACAACCCCUCCCCGGACCGCACCACCUCAUCCAAGUCGUCUACCAAGUCCAAGAAGCAGAGGAAUGAAAAUUCAUCCAACACCAAGACAUCCAUCCCCAAGGAAACCCAGACACCCAAGGCAGCCCCACCCAUAUACCAGGACAAGUCCACAUCACAGGUGGUAGAUUCCUAUAACAGAUGCUUGACAGAGGUGAAAGAGGAGGAGCAGAAUGGGAACAACCAAUCAAAAGUCAGGACAGCUCUGUCAAACAGCAACACGACCUCCACCUGCUUUAUCAACCCAGAAUACGAGGGGGAUGUCUGGCACCUCCAGAACCAGAAUACUAAGAAAGAUGCAGGUAACCAUGGCAAUGAAGAUCGGGAGAUCAAUGCUAACAUCAAUCAGAAGAGGCCAGAAUCCCCAACCCAUAUCAUCCCCUUAAGUCCUGUAAAAACAAACAGCUAUCAGCAUAUUGCCCGUUGUUCCUCUGUCACCAGUACCUUAAGCUCAGGGUCAUCCCUUAGUCUGUCUAGUCCUGGAAGUCUGUCCAAACUCAUCGGAGGACCCAAGCCCUACAAGAGCGUGUUCACUGAUGAGCCACGAGGGGUCAAACGACAAGGAAGCACACCCUCCGAUCUUGACAUCACCUCAAGCUGUGUGAGCGUGAGCGGGUCGGCUAGCUCCAUCUCUCCUACUAUAGACGACGUAGCUACCAAAGUAACAGUCAAAUCUUGUAGUGUCCCCGGUCUACAUCGGUACCCCCUUGUAGCUCCUGUAGAAUCUCUUAGCCCAGGUGUAAGCCCUAAGCACGCCCAUUCCAAGAGGGAGGGAGCAUAUACUUAUGAUAGCUCAGGCUGGGAGUCUGAAGAUAGCUCGAAGGAGAAAACCCUGACAAGAGGAAGCUAUGACCUCAACAGUGAUGCAGAGAAGGCAGCACAAGAUGCGCUGCUGACUCCUCAGAGCCUUGUUAAUUUGAACUUUGACCUGCAGGCUGCAGCAGCUGCGUCACCUCAGAUCAAUGCCAACCUUCGACGUGAGAGGCAGAAAGCGCUGGCAGGCAAAGCAAAAAGUGCGGUCGGGGAGCCGAGUCAGAAACCGGUGACUGAGCGACAGGAAAGCCCUCGUAGUGCAGGAGCAAGGAGAGAGGAAGUGCUAAUUUCCCAGCGCUCAACUGCCUCAGCCAGCAGCGGCCCCACAAAUAACAACCCAGAAUCUGACUCAAGGCAUGAGGCAUUGGUUCAACCAGCAGGGACCCGUGUUGGCAGUGACAGCUGCUCAACUCGCGCCCAACGACAAAAAUCUGCCAUCCGCACUCCGCGUACAGCAGCAACACUGAUCACUCCACAACACUCCAGUACGCCGUGCUCUCGAACCAACAAUGCUGGCCAGACAGCUGGGCAGGAUCAAGAGAAGUGCGACGAAGUAGUCCUGACUCGUGUCCGAUCAGUCACGAGUCCUGUCCCUCUUAAAACAUCGCGAGCUUUGUAUGCCCUCUCCCACAUUCAACUCUCAGCCAUGCGGAACAAGCUGCGGUCAGAGUCAUUCGACUCGAGUGACCUGGACUCUUUAGCUUCAGAUGAUCUCAUGUGUGAGGCAGACAAUACCUUUCUGGACCCUUCGGACGAGUCUCUUUUGACACAAGGGAACAGUAUGCCUGGUGAGCAAGGAUUCUCACCGUACCCUAACACUGGCAAAGGGAAACGACUCAGGAAUAAUAGCAUUGAAUUCCUUGUGGCCAGCUUUGAUAAAAGACAUCGCCACCAUUCCACAGGCCAGAGCUAUGGGCCUUACACCACCAACUCCCCAAGGGGUAACCUGAGGUCCAGUCCGGCUGUGGGAAGGGACACCAUCUUGGUGGAAGCCAGCACCUACAGACAGAUGGUGCAGGACCUGAACAGUAUGAAGACAGCCUUGGGGAAACUCAGCAAGAUGCUACAAGAUCCCAAGGCCCUUCAAGAGAUGCUUGCAGUCUGCAAGCCUGAGAGUGAGAGAGAACAUGACUUAGAGACUGCGGAUAAUAUGACCCAAUGCGAACAGGUCCCCGUGCAGGAAGGACAUAGUCAAACUGAUCAUGUACAGUGUGCACCAAAGGUACCUGUACCAACCCGUGAAGCAUCAUCACAGAGUGAGAGUAUACACAGAGAGAACAGGGCGGUUCAGAGUGAUGGUUCAUUCACUGGAUGCAAGCAAUGUGAAGAGUGCUUCACCAGUACGGGAAAGCAAGGAGAUGCUCAUGUCAUCCAACAGAGGUCAGAGGUCACAGCCAGCAGCUUCCUGUCUAGGGAAGGAUGCCUCUCCAUCUCCUCCUCAUCCUCUGGCGGAGAAGAAGGAGUCCUUCGGGAGCCUUGGAAGGGGUCCUCUGGCCUGGAUCAGGUCACUCUCUCUCCUCUAGGCAACAGUCUCAGCUCUGGCGAUACCAGCGAUGACAACCCCACCCGCUUAGAGAGACAGAAAGUUGCCAAGCCCCAUCGGAAACAUGUCCGCAUCUCUGAUCCAGGUAGUGAUGAGUCAGGGUCGGGUCGACUGAAGCUGCCAAGUCAGCGUGGAAGCUCCCUACCUAGGAUGAGCAGAGAGAAAGGGUCGAGUUCAGAUGAGAUUGGUGAGGUGUGCAGUGGUAGAUUGAAGCAUCCCCAAAGCAGGUUGGGUAUUAGAGGAAAGCUGGUAUCUCCGAGAGUAGUCAAUAACAGGUUGUCCAGUUCAGAUGAAGGGACAGGUUCUGGUGGUAGGUUGGUGUGUAGGCAACGGAAUGAGAGUGAUAGCUCCCAUGAAGGCAGUGAAGGUUCAGGGUCAUUGGGGGAGAAGUCUAAGCUACCACAGAUGAGGAGACCAGCCUCCAGGAUGCAACGACCAAGACAGAUACAACGACCAAAGGCUGGCCAGCAACAGGGAAGAAAAGCUGAUGGGAAGGUAUCCAUCGAUGGCAGAGGUAACCCAUUGAGCAGGCUGCAGAAACCAAUGUCAGUCCAUAAGGGAGAUGCUAGAGGAGAGCAGGGGAAGGCUGUUCCACCACAAGAGCAGCAAGGAAGUUUAGAGUGGCAGCAGCUGCAGCUGCAACAGCAACAAGACAAACUUCACAGACAACACCAGGCUGCUCAUAAACAGCAACAGGAGAAUCAACAGAGACUGCACAACCAACAGCAACAACUGCAGAAAGAUCAGCAGGAGAAGGUGACAGCCAAUCUGCAGAAGCAUCAAGAGAUAUUGGUUGAGCAGCAACAACAGCAACUCAAGAGGCAAUCGCAGCUGCAGCAGAAUCAUAUGUGGCAGCAGCAGCAACAGAAGAGCCAAGAGCUGGCCAUGCCCAAGUUUGCCCGUCCCCAAGGAACGAUCACAAAGCGAUCAAGCAAUCAAGACUUGACGUCGUCACAACGAAGAUCACCAGAAACUGUGAAAACCACUCAGGAAUUGAGGCAUUCUAGCCCUGAUCUCAUUGACAAUAAAGUUUCCUCAUCUCAACACACAGCAACAGUACACACCCAAGAGAAGCAGAAUGGGGCUGAUAAACAAAGCCUCAAGUCUCGUCUCCCUGCACUAUCAUCCAGACUGCCUUCCAGUCGUCAGCCUACCAACGGCGCAGUGAAGCGAGACUCCAGUAACCCUGCACAAACAAAGAACAUUGCUAAUGGCAUUCCAGUCCAUAAAUCAAAGAUGCCCAGCCCCAAGUCUCCCAGACGUACUAUUCCUACCAGUAAUGUAUCCAAACUCCAGAAGGGGUCACCCCUUCCUGAAAGGCGGAUACCAGGCAUGGCGAACAGCCCUGUGGCGAGACAAGCUGGAGUCCAGCUUCAAUGCAACCAGAACAAUAACCCAACAGUUGCUCCGAGAGGGCAACUUCACACCACCACCCUCACCACCACCACCACAACCAUCACUUCUACCACACUACCACAAGCCUCUUCUGGAGCUCAGGUUUCCAAGCUCCCAUCUCCUGUGAAAUCCAAUAUCAAACCUCCAAGUAGACUAGCACAGCCAAAGGUCAAAGUUCAAAGUAAGAUUCCCAAAGGGUCAGGUAUUCCAAUGAAGAGUCGAGAUGCAAACUGAAAUAGUCCAAAAAGACACCACACCAAAACAUCAAUGCUUGUAUUUGUAUGUUUCAACAGUGAAUAUUUACUUAAUUUAUUUAAAUACAUGAUGUACUUAUUGAUUAGCACAGAAAGUCAAGAGGAUUUGAUAAGCAACUCAAAUUGUGAAAUAAAAAUUGAAGAAUAUCUGGACUCUGGAGGAAUCGAUGAGCAACUCCAAUUGUGAGAUAUCAGGAAGGAGUGGCAUUGAGCUUCAGUGUGGCAGGUACUGCUUUGAGAAGAAAGAAAAUGCUGCAAGUGAUUUUCUCAACUUUGCUGAAUGUAUUGAUCCAAAUAACCCAAUAAAGGCGUAUUAAGCAAUUCAGAAUGACUUUGGGACAUCUUCUCAUCUAAAGCAAAGCCAUCACAUAGACUUCAGGAACGAGUCAUCUCAAAACAAAUCAUUUAUGUACAACUAGGAUAUAUGAAAUGACAUUUAAAAAAAUCUUAAACCAGGGUUCUACGAGCUAGCGGAUAAGAGUAUGAUAAGAGUAUGAACAAAUUAAGAAUGAUGUAAAACACUGGGCACGGCACUCAAGUCCGACUUCGGUUCUAUGCAGGCUUUAUUCCUUGUAAGCAAGUGCGUCUAGAAGUCAUCGCACAAUCUCUUUUAUUUUUAUCAUGAGUGUUUGCAAACUUUAAAUAACUCUUUACAGAGGUAAUAUUUGGAACAUGACAUGGAACCUCUACUAUACAGGAAAUAAUAGUGUUUGGUACACUUCAGAGUACCCUUUAAGAUGGGAAACUCCCAACCCCAUCAAGGUGACAGAAUUGGUAUGAAGCUAGGACACCUUAAACAGGUGCACAUUGGGAGAGGUGAUAGUGAUGACGAGAACGAUACAUUACAAGACAUGUACUUCAUAGUAUGCUGAAGGAAGGGGAGAGGUAUCAUGUGCACUCUACAUGUAGGUUAAAAUUCCUUUGAGCGAAAGGUCUUGAAAGUAAGAAGGUGAAGGGGUAAAAGAUUCAGAAUUACUCGCUGGCACAGAGAGUAAUUCUAAACACUCUACAAUCAUACUGGAUCAGAACAUCAACAAACUUGAAGGAAUUGAAAAUACUGAAUUGAGCAUAAACAUAGCAGUCAUUCCUGUUUGGGACUACAGUGAUUGUAUGAUACAAUUUUAAUAUCCAAUAAUUUUGAAUUACCCAAAAAGGGAGCUUUGGUGUUGGUUUUGUCUCUACAAAUCAUUUCAAUUUUAUUGGUAAGACUAACCUCAGUAUAGCAUUAAUCAGUAUUACCGGUAAUCAGACUACAGGCGACUAGAUGAUAAUGGAAGCUCAAGAGGAUGUAAGAUUUUGUUAUGGAUUCCACAGAAUCGAAACAGAAUUGGACAUUAAUGAAAUUUAAUCUCUUAAAAUAUAACAAGAACAGGAAUCUGAUGGAUUUAUAUGGUCACAAAAGUGAGGAAACUUACUUAAGAAAUGAUUAUAUUUCAUUAUGUUAUUAAGUACAUGUAUAUCAUGAGAUGGAUGAGGAGAAAAUAGAAAUUGGGCAAAUGCUGCAGUUUUAAAAGCUGUAAAUUAUUCAACAGAUGGCGAGAAAAGUGGUAUGUUAACACAAAAUAGUGCUAUUUAAGGCUCAUGUACAUAAGCAUAUACUGGUGUGUACAAAUUACUCUUGCAAUUGUAUUUAUAGCUGUGCAUAGCUGUGCUUGUUUGUGAAUAUCAGAAGUCUGUGAAUAUCUAAAUUGCAUAUAUAGAUUGUAGCUGUACAGCUUGUUAUUUGCAUAUCAGAUUUCUCUCUUAAUGAAUAGGAAAGAGCAGAAGUAGGAAGAGUUGCAGGAAAUUGAAGAUAAUGCUCUGAUAUUACAGUCCAAAACCCUGGCCGCUGACUUAAUCCUGAUAAUUGAUCAAGGAGUCUUUAUGUAUACAUUACACUUACUGCAAUUUUGGCUCGAUUCUUAUAAUAGUGAGUUUAUAAAUACCUUAUUCGAACAGAUGCAUGACGGCCAGUUUAAUAAACUGAACAAUACAUUCAGGCUCUGCAUGAAAGCAAAAUAUAAUGUAGCCAAUUUCAAAUCUUGAUUUACGGAUGCCCUGUCUUUGUGAAAGCUCAUUAUUCCCAUCCAAUAGCUUUUUCUAUCAUUUUGGCCUUAUUCACUCUUUGAACGAGUAUAAUUUGGAGCUGUAAUGCAAGUGGCACUUAAGCACUUCCACUUCCUACAAUAUUGUAAUAAGUGAUCAACAACUAAAAGGGUUUAUCUCUUAUCCUUUAGCUCAAAGUUAAUUUCCAUCUGGCUUUCAACGGAUGAAUUUCUGUCAAGUUACAGUAGGGUAAGAUAUUAAUUAAAGAUUGUGGUAAAAUGAAGGAGUCAUUGAUAUCUGAUCCUAAAUUGCGUUUUAGAAAAUUAAUCUAGGGAGCAAAUUACGGUAGUCCAGGACCAGGGGAUUAGUUCCAGGGGCUAGCACACCUUGGGUGUUUAUAUUAAGACUAUGAUUCAUCCACCUGAUGGAAGGAAGAACCCUGGUAGCUAGUCUAUGACCUCCAGUCCCCUCUAGAACACACCCCAGCCCCCUCCCACUAGACAAGACAUUGUCAUCUCUCAGAAAGGUUGGGGAGCGGAGACUAGCGUUAGCUCGAUUGGCAAGCCAUCGAGGGCUUCCUCGCAGAAAAUCGAGGGAGAUGAAAAGACGUCAAUGAGCUGCUGUCCACCAAUCAGCCAGCCAGACAGACAGAUGGAAUGAUUUCAUAUCUUUCUCUGUCGAGCCUGAAACUCGUUCCUUCACCAAUCAGUCAACGCUUGGACAAAGCUACCUUAAGUUGAUAUCGAGGAUGUGCCGUUCAGCCUAGACAGAUUAGCUGAUUAUUCACUCGCUUUACUCAUUUUUUCCCUUGUCAAUCUACAGGGUGGUCUCUUCACAAAUCAGAACGUGACAGAGCCCUUGACUAGUUUUUAUGGACUAUCGAUAUCCUGGACUCAUUAAAGCAUCCAUAUUUACAGAUUUGAAAUUGGCAGCUCUAAACUGUUUCAAUAAAAUUGUAGCAGUUUUCGAUGGUUAUAGAGGUCUUUAUCAUUGCAGGGAGUUCACCCUUCCACCUCUGUGACAGCUACAUUAACCUUAAUCUUUGCAAAUGACGGCAUAGUUUGAAAUGAAUACAAGUUCACCAAUUAUUUUAACAUAUUUGUGGCUUACACCCAGUAAAUAAGAUCGAUUGAUCGAUCUGCAUUGAAAAACAAGUCGGAAAAAUUCUUGGAAUCAGCGGGACUUGAACCUGCAUCUACUGCUUGUCCAAUGUCCAAUUAAACACAUGUUUGAUACAUUUUCAUUACAACUCAUGUAGUUUCAAUAGGAUUUUUUAAUUUUUACUACCCCAAAUAUAGCUUUAAUGUAAUUAUGCGUUUAAAUAGAUGUACAUGUAUUUCUAAUAUUUCUAUCAAAGGAAUUCAUAUAGGGCCGGUGGGUAGUCCUUUUAGGGUAUGACUCUUAUCUCAAGUUUAUUAUUAAGUACAACAAAUUGUCCAAUAUAAUUGUACUUGCAUUUAGAUAUCUCUAAAAAGUGUAAUGAUCCUGAUGAUAAUAAAGAUAUAAAGUUGGUUGAUAUUACAGUACAGACGUACUAUCUGUAUUACACCAUAUUCAGGGGGUGGGGGUUGCUUUGAAUAUCACUGAGAAAAAAAUAUUUCGAUCAGAUUUACUUUAGCUGGCAUUUUGUAGAAAUUGUUAUAUUUCUGGACUCUGAAAAUGUUGAAUGCAAUGUUGCAUAUAAUUAGCUGUAAAGGAAAAAAGAAUGAAUGAAAUUGACAUCAGUGAUUACAUGAUAUAUGCCAAGUAUAUUUUGGUCUAUAGAUUGACACUGAGAUUACAAUUGAUAUGAUCAAACUAUGGAUUGUGAUCAUUAUAUUAAGGAGACUGCAAAAUAUUUAGUAAUUCAUUAACAGAACUCUUAAGCUUUGUUUUGUCACUUUUUUUAAAGUGUUAGAUUUGAUGUUUUCUGUCGCUGCCUAUUAUAUAAUAUUAGUUUGCAAUACUUGCUGCAUGAUGUCAACAAAUAUCUCUAGCAUUUGUUUGGAGAAGUAUGUCUCUGACUCUAAGAGAUUAUUUUAAAGUUUCAUUAGUUGCUACUGUUUGUUUUCUAUUUCCAAGUUAAUAUAUUGGAAAUCUCUUCCGUGUUGUUUCAAAUGAGUUUUGGAUAGGACUUUACUAUUGUGUGUGCUUUGUGGCGAUGAUGUUUUGUGUCUGUACUUUUGUCACUGUUCAAAAAACAUUUAUCAGGCUACAUGUACAUUUGUAGCAUUAUGUAAUGUUAUGUUAUGCUUCUAACGCUGACACUGUCUUUGCUUGUAUUGAGUUGUUUUCUUUGUAAUUAAUACAUGUCAGUAUACUAACAUGUUCUUCUAUGUUUAUAAGCUGUUUAGUGAAUAUUUCUGUAGUUUAUUUUUUUAUGUUUGAAAAGCUCUAAAUUGUUGCAGUCUCUUUCUUUGUAAGGAUGUAUGAUAAGAAUACUAUUUACUUCUUCAUCAUGUUCAUAUAAAUAUGUAAAAAAUGAAUAAUCUUUAUCAGCUGAUAAUCCUAAAAUAAUUGAAUAUGGUAUAAUCACUUCAAUGUCCUUUCACGUGUCAGAUUGCUAUAUUGUGUGUUUGGAGCCAGAAGGGCAUUGUAUACUAUAAAGCAUAGUUUAAUUCCCUUCUUGCUCAUAAUGUACGUCAUUUGAUCAAGAGAUUCUGACUUGUAUUUGUAACCCUUUGUAUGGCCCAAAGAAUGAAUUAUUCAGAACUUUCAAAAAUAUUUAUCCUGAAUGUACAAGUAUAAUAUUCAAAUGCAAUUUCAAAGUCGAUUCAGUUUGUAUUCUUACAUCCAGUCCUAGUCUAUGUGACAGGCAGUAUUAUGCUUCAUUCAUAUUGUAUAUCUGUCCUGUUAAAAUGCUAUUAUUUGUAUAACUCUGUGUAAUGUUACUUGAUAUAUUAAGGAAGUUAUAUAUGUAUAAAGAGAAUUUUCCUGUUUUCAUUUUCUAAUUGUUUAUUUCUUGAGUUAUAUCCUGCCAAACAUCCAUUUCGAGCUUAUAUUUUUUCAUUAUACAUAUAAAUUGAGAAGAAAAAAAUCACAUUGAUGUAUAAUUUGCCCUUAAAAUAUCAUCCCUUUAGUUAUCGUGCCAAAUAUUAGAAUGAAAUUCAUGAGUGUCAUGACAUAUACUUUCAUCAAACAUUCCGCAAUGUAAACUUUAGCAUCAGAUUUCAGUAUAGAAUUAUUCUUGUCUUAAUAGAGAGAAGAUUAUGCCAGUUUGAGAAGUAAAUCACUGUUUGAUUGGCACGCAAGUCAAGGAGGUGUAAAUGUCUCAAAGAGAUUCUAGCCAUGAUAGUCUAGGUUGCAGACCUUGUUAUAAGUGUUAUGAAUGGGUCCUAGUCCUAGACUUAACAGUUUUAAUUAUACAUAUUUCUGCAAUAUAGGGUCUGCAUGCUAGACUAUCAUUGAGUUUAAUUCUUAAUGUGCAAAUUAGCUGUACAGAAAGAUGGUCAGUAAAUGUAUUUAGAUGGUGUUUUUUCUUCUUCUUCUUCUUCUUCUUUUUAAAAUAGAUUUGCAUAAUGAAUUGAGAAGCAGAAGAAGCUAAUUGCAUUUGAAUAGAAGAUUAGUUGUGCCAUAGAAGCUCUAUAGUGAAAGUCUGUCAAUUUCUCGAUCUUCGGGUAAAACAUGUACAGAUAUGACAAUGUGGUGCUGUGUAUGUGAUAUAGCACCAAGAAUGAAAAUGUGUUACCAUGAAAAUGAUGUAAGGAGUAAAACAAACAAUUGUUUUUGUAUCUUUGCAUUUUACCAAAAUAUGUAUCACAAUGUAGUAUUAUACAGAAGGAGGGAUAACAGCUUGUGGUCAUUUUCAUCAUAUUAAUGAUAUUUAUUAUUGCAUCUAAAUUGCAGUUUUGGUCAAAUAAAAAAAUAUUUAUGACUUAAAAGUUGUCACAAAAAUUGUUGAGAAAUUUCUUGCUCUGCAGCAUCAGUACAUCAUUCAUGGUAACAUAAUUUUAAAAAGCAAGUGAUAAUAUAUAAGGGCAGAUUGUAUAGUGUCAUAACAUGUAACUAAGUAUGUAGUGCUGUACACAGAUGCAAAGUAGCUUGUGCUUGAAAUUGACUACUCUGUAGUAGAUCUCUCUCUAUAUAAAUGUUAUAAUAUAAAGAGAGAUUUUAAUCCAGCUGUAUAAGAACUGAUGUAAAGAAAAGUGCAAUCAAAUUUGUUUUUUUCAAAUGUUUGCCGUUUUCUUGAGUACUUUUGUGCCAUUUUGAAAAAAUAUGUUUCUGAAUAUGUAGAAAUAUACAAAAAGAGGUGAUUUGAUAUAUAAUAUGUUAAAAAUUUAUUUUUGUGAACAUUGUGGUAUAAUUUUUGAAUUUCAUAGGUUUCUUUUUCUUUUCUUCAUAUGUAUGUGGUUUGUACUAUUAUUUGUGCACCUUAUUUCUCAAUUUGAUUGAAUGUGUAAUUUUGUAAUAUUGUAUCUAAGCAUCCUUAAAAGGAUGUAGGGAUGAAGUUUUGUCUCCUUGUGUCUCACCUGCUCCCUCUCUCUCUUUCUCUAUCUCUCUCUCUUUCCCUAUCUCUCUCUCUCUCUCUAUCUAUCUGUCUAUCUCCACUUCACUCCUCUCAUCUCCUCUCUUUCCUAAGAUACAAUGGUUACUUCAAGGCAUGUAAAAAUUCAAAUCUUCUGUACUGUAUCUCUGUACAUAUGAUCUUGUUCAAGUCACAAUGUACACAAUUGGUAAUGUGCAUAUAGUGUGUGUAGCUGUCAAAAUUAAAACAAACAGACUCCGGGAAA